Prosopis cineraria is the source of this 820-nucleotide messenger RNA. RefSeq lists its product as uncharacterized. NCBI's taxonomy places the organism in Eukaryota, Viridiplantae, Streptophyta, Magnoliopsida, Fabales, Fabaceae. The transcript has 2 exons. Bases 106 to 522 code for a protein of 138 amino acids. The record is from RefSeq and is a predicted model, not a curated record.
UACAAGGAUUGAUCGAAGUGCUUCAGGCUUUGGUUGAGGGUUACUUCCAUACCUAGCCGGAGCCACAGCUUGAAUUUGUUUCAGGCGAGAUCAAGGGAACGGCUAAUGUAUUUCAGUUUGUCCUCGUCGCUCCCUGUUCCGUCACGUAGUCAUGGGCUUCCCCCUCUUUUCUUUUUCCGAUUCUGUUGUUUGUUCGAUCUGCCGCUGUUUGUUGAAUCUGGCAGUUUCGUUGUCUGGUUGAUAAGAGUAGAGGAGGUGCCCUGGAAAAGCCCACCUGCAAGGCUGACCUUUUCUGAAAAUUUGCCCUGGGUCUGGAUGAGUUCUUCAAAUGAUUCAAAGGGAGGAAAGUGCACCGGAGAUUCUAUAGGUUACGGACGAAUCUCUGGUUCUAAGGAUAACAACAGCAAUGGCAAUGGAAGUAAUGCAUCGAAGGGGUCAUCCUCCUCAAAGGGAAACAACACGAAGCAGAUAGGGGACCGAAUAGGUUAUGGGAGGAAGAAGCCACCUCCCCCGAAAAAGUAAACAAUGCUUCUUGUCUGAUAAUCUGCAUCACUCCUUUUUCUGGUGUUUUGAUUUUGUGUUGUUUCUGUUUUACUGUAAUAUGCUUUAAGUAGUUUUGCCACUUUAAUUGAAGCCGUGUGCUGUUUAGUUGUGUGUGUCAUGGUUUUACCUUAGACUGUAGGCUUUUAUAGUGAAGCUUUUUUUUGAGGAUUAUGUGUGGUUUCUAGUGUUGUUCUUCUAUGCCUUGUAAUGUGCUUUCAACAAGUUUCAUCGUGAAAUGUUCGUGUGUUCUCCAAAUUAAACCCCAAAAACAGAAAUA